CAGAGGAGGGGACACUCGGACCAGAGUGUAUAUGAGACCCUCGUGCUCCGGGUCAACACCUCACUUCAGAUCUUCUCCUUCAGCAUCCCGACGUUCCUGCUGGUUAGCGGUUUCUCUCAGGCCCACAAUGGUGAGACGACGCUGCCUCCUCAUCCUCGGUGCAACGAUCCUCUGGUUGGUGCAGGCGGUGCACUCAGGGGGAUAUGGUGUGUCCUCUGGUGUUUCCAAUGGCGCUGCACUUCAAAAUAAUGGAUAUAAACCACAGAACAACAGAGGUGUGGGGUCAUUGCUGAUGCCAUCGAAAGGUGUUGGUCACACAGGGAGACCACAAAAUGGAUAUGCUGGAUAUCCCACCAAGGGAGUGGGUUAUGGAGCCACAGCUGGAAUGAACAAAGGAGUUGGAAUGAAAGGUUAUGGACAAGCAGCUGAACAGAUGAGUGGACGCGGGGGGAAACAACUGGGUUACGGGGCUCAGGCUGGUGGAUACGGAGCAACUAAAGGAAACGGUUACGAGGCAGCAGCUGCCUCACAAUAUACACCUGGAGCAAGAGGCAAUGGAAGAAAUCCAGCAGUUUUUUUCAACAGAAAUGGAGCACAGCCUAAUGCAGGUUAUGGUGUUUCAGCUGGACCUUUAUCUGGAGGACAAAUCAAAGGUUACGGGGCUCAGGCUGGUGGAUACGGAGCAACUAAAGGAAACGGUUACGAGGCAGCAGCUGCCUCACAAUAUACACCAGGAGCAAGAGGCAAUGGAUAUGGACCUAAAGCUGGCCCGAGCAUUAGACAACAACUAAAAUCAGGUUAUGUUGCUCAAACUGGUGGACAAGGAGGAAAACCCAACGGCUAUGGGGUUGUGGCUGGCCCAAGCACAGGACAACAAAUGAGAAAUGGUUAUGCUUCUCAAUCUGGAGGACAAAUGACCAAAGGCAAUGGUAAUGUUGCUGCAGCAACUACCCAAAAUGGACUUGGAACUAAAGGUCAAGGCGUGGUGGCCGGACCAUCAACAGGAAAUGGAGCGUAUGGACAAGGAGGAGUGGGGAGCAAACCCAUGAAGGGUUAUGGCCGAACACCUUAUGGAACAGGUGUACAGAGGGGAGUGUUGGGAGGCCUGGGAGUUCCUCAGCCCACCAGAAAUCAGCAGAAACCAUACGGGAGCAAGUCUGGUUACAGAGCUCAGCCAAACGGUGGUUACAACGGCGGUUAUGGCAGCGCUGCUCUGGGACCUCGAUAUGGAAACGGAGGAAUAAAAGGACCGGCACAAGGCUAUGCAAACUUCCAACCACGUCCUGGUAACGGGGCAGUUCUAAGUGGUUAUGAGCAACAAGGUGGUGGAGUUGCUGCAAAACCUGCAAAAUCAGGUGUUGGUAACAUUCCUACCGGAUAUGGUGGCAGACCGAACGGGUAUCCUCAAUCAAAUGGAGGUUCAGGGAGACUCCAGCCAGGUUAUGGAGCCACAGCUGGAGGCGGAGUUUUUAAAGGAUACGGCGCUAAACCAAUUGGUCAAGGUGGAAAUGGUGCUGUUCUAAGUGGAUAUGGACGACAACCCAACGGUUACAACAUGAUGCCAAACGGAAAGGGUCAGGCUGUCAGAGGAGCAGAAGUGUCGGGUAGAAAUCCUCUUAAAGGUGGGAUGCAUUUCCAUCACCAUCACCAUCAGCAGCAGCAGAUGACUGCUCAGUUGGGCGAUGUCACCCCAAGGGUGGAUACCCCACCUGCCCCCGCCCCUACCAAUGGCCUCCUUGUUAUGGUGACCCAAGACAAGUACCAAAAGCUGCCUUCCCCUUUGCCACAAGGGAAGAAGUACAAACACACGCCACUUCAUCCUGAGGAAACGCCAGAACCUGCACCUGCAUACCCUGAAGCCAGAGGGCAGCACCUUUCACUGGAGCCGGCCCCCAUCGGACCAAAGGACAAGAACCAAAAGGGGGUUCUGUCUGGACCUGCAGCUGUGGUUCCUCAAGGGAUUCCCUCACCAGAACACGCAGAGAGCGGAGGAUCUUCAGUUUCUAAGGGACCAGGAGCCAAACUCGAUUGUGGACUCAGUGAUCAGUGGAUGAAGAUACCGAGGCCUGAUUAUAAUGCAGCAGCUGGUAGUUUGGAUGGCUCACAAACAAAAGGUGUUGUAGCGGGCGCGAAUGCUUAUCCAAACAAUGGAUACGGUGCAGGGCUGGGAUAUCCGUAUGCAGGGAAAACUGCUCAAGCUGGUGAGUCACGUUUUAAUUUAAAUCUGAGCAAAAAUGAAAGAAAAGAUGUGAAUUUUUCCAACUUGAUUUCAAAAGGAUAUGGACAAGGAGUCCACCCUGGGGCUGGAUAUGACAAUGGAAAUCAAUAUGGAGGAAAUGUGGUUCUUAGUGAAGCAGGCUAUAGAAAUGGAUUUGGCGCAGGACCUCAGCCUGACUAUUCAAGUUACGGUCAAAGUGUGUCGACUACUGAUGGCAAAUCAGGUGGUAACCCAAGACUUCCUGCAGGACUGGAUGGAAUGACUCAAUUUGAGCCUCGGUCUGUUGGUCUGGGUGCAAAUGUAAAAGGUGGCAUGUAUGGUGUUGGGGGGCUGCAGUUUGGUGGACAACCUGUGAAUUCCGGGAUUAACGGAGGACAGUAUGGUUAUGGAGGUAGUUCAUAUGGACCUGCAAGUGAUGGUAAAUCACCAGGAAAGUAUGGAGGUACGGUUGCCAGUAUGGGAGGAAAUCCUGUUCCUGGAAAGCAAAGUUAUGGAGGAUACCCUUAUAACCAAAAUGCUCAGAGAAAUCACGCUCAUGGAAGACUUCCUUAUGGAGUUCAACAGGCUGGACUCAACUCUGAAGCUAAAGCAGCUGGCCACUAUGGUCAUGCCGGGUCAUCAUAUCAGCCUGAAUCUGCUGGAUUUGGACAAAAAGGGAAAACAUCAGGACCAUACAGUGGUGGACAGGCUGCCUUUACACCUCAGUCUCUUGGGUUUGGAGAUAAACAGGGAGCUUUCCAGUCACAGCUUCUCGGGCCUGCAGCUGAAGAAGCAGCCGGUCAAAGUUAUGAGCGCGGCUUGGAUUCGGCAGGAAAAUCCUAUGUGAAAGGAGAAGUGCCGACUGCAGCACUAGCAGCUGAAAGUGGGAGGAUUCCCAUGAAUAAAUACGAAAAUGUUGGCUACAUAAAUGGACAAGUGCAGUCAGAAGUUGCUGCACUUCCUGCAGCUCCCACUGCCGGCUCCACCCUGGCCUUUUCGUCCCCUGACGCGAUUCCUCCAGAGGAUGUUCAGGACAUUCCGGAUCCGGAGGGCACAGCCAGCUUCUUGGAGUCGGCACCCGUCACAGAAAUGCUGGGCGAGUCUCAGGUACCGGAGGAUGACGAGAACCUGCCGCGUCAGAUCCACAUCCAGCAGCAUCUCAAACUCCACUUCAACCCGCAAAGCAAAAAAGAUGGUAAAUAUGAUGUAAAUGGCUUCUUUGGGAACAAUGGCUAUUAAGGUUGACGGUGCUGGAAAAACAAAACCUCAUUGUUGUUUUUUGUGUAUUUGUAAUGUAAUUAUGUAGACAAUCGUUUCAACACUUUGGAAUUCGGUUUUUGUUGUAUAAUAUUUCUACUCUGUUGUCCUGCACUCUCUGUUCUUUGCAAAGAUUUAGUUGCAUGAUGACGAUUUAAAUCCAAUUUUUGUUGAAACUUCCACAUAUCUCUGCUAAAAUCUGUUGUAAUGAUACUUCAGGCUAAUUUAUUUUCAGUGGAAAGGGGUUAUUUUUAUUACUUGAUGCAACAAACUGUUAAUUAUUGUACAGUAUUUGAUUAAACCGUGACAGAACACCAACAA
This is a messenger RNA of Oryzias melastigma (Indian medaka), 3775 nucleotides long. It is a transcript of the gene cmn, whose product is annotated as calymmin. Bases 32 to 3436 code for a protein of 1134 amino acids. NCBI's taxonomy places the organism in Eukaryota, Metazoa, Chordata, Actinopteri, Beloniformes, Adrianichthyidae. The transcript is spliced from 53 exons. The record is from RefSeq and is a predicted model, not a curated record.